AUGACUCCCUUUGAAGUGGUGUAUGGAAGACCCCCAACUAAAUUGCAGUCCUAUAUACCUGGCUUAACUACUAACCAAGCAGUUGAUGAGAUCCUAAAGACUAGAGAUCAGAUUUUGUCUACCCUUAAGCUUAACUUGGCUAUUGUUCAAGACAGAAUGAAGUUCCAAGUUGAUAGAAAGAGAACUGAAUGGGAGUUAGCUGUGGGAGACAGGGCUGUUCAAAGAGUGGGACAAGUUGCUUAUAAAGUGGAUUUGCUUUCACACAGUUCUAUUCAUCCAGUUUUUCACAGAUCAUGCCUUAAGAAGAAAUUGGGUCAACAACACUCUCCACUUUCCACUUUGCCUCCAGUAGAUUUGCAAGGGGAGCUGAUGGCUAAGCCUGAGGCUAUAUUGCAACGUAGGAUUAGACAAGUUAAGAAUUGGGCAGUGGUUGAUGUUUUGGUUCAAUGGAGGGGGGGCUAG
Molecule: messenger RNA, 462 nt
Organism: Carya illinoinensis
Lineage: Eukaryota; Viridiplantae; Streptophyta; Magnoliopsida; Fagales; Juglandaceae
Exons: 2
Coding region: 1-462 (153 amino acids)
Source: RefSeq, a predicted model, not a curated record